GACCGAUACGGUACUCUGUCUCUCUUUCUCCCUCUCUCCGGCGCAGCAAAGAAAAACACAGACGGUGCGAAAGUGUGUGUGAGUGAGGUGCCCGCGACGAACGUGAAUCUGAAAACAAUCGCGCUACCGUGUCUCGACCUGGAACGCAGUAUAGCGUCGCGACGCGUACGUCCCGGUACUACCCCGAAAAAAUCAACGCGGCGGGUUUAUUUUCCUCCGACCACUCUUCGCCGGCCAUAUUGCAUACCAGAACGAGCGAGACGGUACGCGGCCUACAGCCUCGCGACUGACGGAGACGGUACGGUACUCUCCAGAGGCUGAACGAGUCUCUCGUACGGAGAGACGAGCGGGGACAAGCCGAGGAAUGUUAGAGCACGGAACGAACAACACGUGUACUUGAAUUUCGGCCAUGUCGCGCUAGGUACGACCAAGUCAUGAUGCGGGCUAUUUUUCUGCGGGUUCUGAUCGUCAACGCGGUACUGCUGGUCGGUGGUGGACAAGGGAACGUCACCACCGAAUCGCCGUAUGAUUAUUCGGUACAGAUGCAGUCUCGUGCCGUCGACACCCGAGUCACCUUUGACAUAUCGGAAGGUAGGCCGAAGGGCAGCUUGGUAGGUCGCAUACCAACCAAGCCGGGGUUCGUCUACCGGUUCAAUGAACCUCCGAAAGAGUUUUCUUUGGACGGGAACACUGGGGAAGUGAAAACCGCGACGGUGCUAGACCGCGAGGCUUUGAAAAAUGACCGGUACGACCUGGUAGUGCUUUCUAGUCAGCCCACUUACCCCAUCGAGGUGCGUAUCGUCGUGGUCGACGUCAAUGACAAUCCGCCAGAAUUUCCCGAACCUAGUAUAGCGGUAUCGUUUUCCGAAAGCGCGGUGGCGGGUACCAGGUUGCUGUUGGACGCUGCCACCGACAAAGACUCUGGUGUCAACGGCGUGAGCGACGACUACAGGAUCAUAGCCGGUAACGACGGGAAUAAGUUCCGGCUUAUCGUCACCUCCAACCCUAUCGGCGAUUCUUCGUACUUACACCUUGAGACCACGGGUAAACUAGACAGAGAAACACAGGGGUACUACACCCUGAACAUAUCUGCGAGAGACGGAGGCGAAAUCCCUAAUUACGGGUACCUGCAGGUGAACGUUACCAUUCUGGACGUAAACGACAACCCACCGAUUUUCGACCACAGCGACUACAUAGUUUCUUUGAACGAGAGCGUGACACCGGGCACUACCGUGUUGCAAGUGAUGGCUACCGACAACGAUUUGGGAGACAACGCCAAAAUCACAUACUAUUUGGCGGACAAAGAGCGCCAAUUCGCCGUGGAUCCUGAAACCGGCUUAAUUUUCACUUCCGAACUGUUAAACUGUCCCCAGCAGCAGAACUGUCCCCAAAGCAACUCGAAAUCGAGCUGCCCCAAGAGUUGCGUGUUCACUGUGUACGCCAGGGAUCACGGCUCUCCACGCCAAGACGGCCGGACUUACGUGACUGUGAAUUUAGUGGACGCGAACGAUCACGAUCCCAUAAUCAAGUUCCGGUACUUCCCAGCGACCGCAGGUUUUGCCACCGUGGACGAGAACGCUGGUAAUGGAUCAGUGGUGGCCGCAGUCUCUGUAGUAGACGAGGACGAGGGUUUAAACGGGGACACUACUGUGAAAAUCGUUUCCGGUAACGAGCUGAACAAUUUCCGGUUAGAUUACACUCCUAGCUUUGAUAUAGUGAGGGUCAACGGGGUGCUCGAUCGAGAGGAGAUCUCCAAAUACAACUUGACGAUAGUGGCGACGGAUAGAGGUUCUCCUCCACGUACGGCAACUGCUUUUUUAAUAAUACACGUGAACGACGUCAACGACCACGAGCCGGUGUUUGAGAAGAGCGAGUACUCGGCUGUACUCAGCGAACUCGCUCCUCCCGGUACUUACGUAGCUGGUAUUACGGCUACCGACGAAGAUACCGGAGUAAAUGCUCAAAUAUACUACUCUUUCGUAUCGGGCAACGAAAACGCCUGGUUCCUGAUGAACCCCGACUCGGGAUUAAUCACGACGCAAGCUCAUCUCGAUAGGGAAGUGCGUGGUACGGUGGAACUAAACAUAUCCGCGAGGGACGGCGGACCUAAUCCGAAAUGGGCGUACACUCAGUUAAAAGUUACGAUUUUAGACGAGAACGACGAAGCGCCAGAGUUCUCUCAGACGAAGAUAAACGUCAGUUUGUCGGAGAGUACCCCGCCGGGUACUCUCGUCGCCAUGUUGACGGCGUCCGACCAUGAUCAAGGCGCGAACGGUAGCGUGACGUACACUUUGCAUCCCGCAGUACGGCAAAGGUACGAUGACACUUUCAUUUUGGACGCCCUCACCGGUCAGCUGACAAUUAAGAAAAAACUGGACAGGGAAACUAUCGCCGAUUACGUAAUACAGGUAACCGCCAAAGAUCAAGGCCUUCCGCCUCAAUCUUCUACCGCCACCGUGUACCUCACCGUAUCCGACGUAAACGACAACAACCCCGAAUUCUACCCCCAGAAGUACUUCGUAGCGGUACCGGAUGACGUCAAACCCGGUACAACUGUGCUUAAGGUGACUGCUAGAGAUCGCGAUGAAGGCGAGAACGCUAUGGUGACUUACAAGUUGGAAAACGAAUCGGAUGGGUUGUUUUCCAUAGACGAGUGGACCGGGUCCGUCAGCCUGCGGGGCACAUUGAAGACGUCCACUAAGCCUAUCUACAAACUCCAUGUGUCUGCUAAGGACCACGGCGAUAGACGCACUCCGGAAGACGCGGUGGUCGAGAUAAUCAAAGAGUCGUACAUGGAGGAGCUGCAUUUCGACAAUUACGGCGGCUACGAGUUUCAGUUGUUGGAAGACGUCGACGGGGAGGCGUUUAAAAGCCGAGACGUCGGGAUCGUGGCCGUGAGGAACAGCGAGGCCGCGUACACGAUCGUCUACGGCGACCCGAACAAAAAUUUUUACAUAAACGAGAGAACGGGCCGUAUCGGCACGAUGAAGCCGAUAGACCGCGAGCAAACUGUUACGUACAAGCUGACAGUGGCGGCACGUGUUCGACUAUCGUACGGUACGACCAACGUUAGCGUCGAGGUGCAAGACUUGAACGAUAACAGGCCGAUUUUUUUAAAUGGUGACAGGGAAAUCAAACUCUUUGAAAAUGCCGCGGUAGGUCAGGAAGUUUAUCUGGCCAGAGCUAGAGAUUUGGAUGCAGGCAUUAACAGCAGGCUCACGUACGCGUUGAGUCAUAAUCCUGACGAGCAGUUCCGCAUAUCGGAAGCGACGGGAGUGAUUUAUCUAAACAAGCCGAUAAGAGCGGAACCUAAUUCGGUAUUACGGGUGGAGGUUACGGCGACUGAUGCGGGAGAGUCCCCGCUCUCCUCGAAACACUCGGUGGAUGUCGUAGUGGAGGACGUUAACGAUCACACUCCGGUGUUCGAUCAUACGUCAUACGAAACGUCAUUGCUUGAGUCGACUCCCGUGAACGAGAGAUUUUUUGCUUUGGCUGCUAGCGAUGCCGAUUUCGAGCUGAACGGGAGGAUAUCGUACGCUAUUACUGAAGGAAAUGGGGAGGAUAAGUUCGGGGUGUUUCCGGAUGGGUUUCUCUACGUCAAGGAACCUCUGGAUAGGGAGGAUAAGGAUUACUACUCGUUAACGGUGACCGCGAGCGACCUGGGCACACCUACGAGGUCGUCGUCGGUGCCGGUGGUGAUCCACGUGAUCGACGAAAAUGAUAACGCGCCCGAGUUCACCAACACUACGUUCACAUUUCGGGUGAGGGAGAACGAGCCACCGGACACUUUCGUCGGCAAACUAACCGCUACGGACAAAGACAUCGGCCGCAACGCCGAGUUGAUUUUUUCCUUGUCUCACUUACAAAACGAUUUUUCGAUCGAUCCGAAAAACGGGUUCAUAAAAACCGCCCGAGUGUUCGAUCGGGAACAGCUGGUGCAGACUACCGGACAGAAUUUCGUCACCCUCGAAGCUAUCGUAUCGGACAACGGUAUCCAAAAACUCCGCGAUAAGGUCAAAGUGAAUAUAUAUGUCACCGACGUGAAUGACAACCCACCCAAAUUUCUCCGGGUGCCUUACAAAGUUCAAAUCCCGGAAUUGUCGCUGGCAGGGAGUCAAGUGUUAAGGUUGUAUACCAGCGACGCUGACGAAAGUCUCAACGGGGAUGUAUAUUACUCGAUUUUGAGCGGUAACGAAGACAGACGUUUCGAGAUUGAAGAUGCCACCGGACAAAUCAUCCUUGCUCGUCCUCUGGACAGAGAAACCACUCCCAAGUACACAUUAACAAUCCAAGCAAGAGAUGCCGGUUUAUCGAAGCAGCUGACCGCGACUACCACUGUGGUGGUCGACGUGUUGGACGAGAAUGAUAACGCUCCUGAGUUCACCCAAUCGGAAGUGCAGAUCUCCAUAAGCGAAAUUACCCCCGUGAACACCGAGGUUAUGCACUUCCGUGCUUCCGACGCUGAUCUGGGGGUCAACAACGAAGUCGUGUACUCUAUUACCGCGGGUAACAGGAAAGACACAUUUCACAUGGAUUCCAUAAGCGGUAUCUUAUACCUGCAUAAACCUUUGGACUACGAAGAGCUCAGCGCUUAUCAACUGAACAUCACCGCUUCGGAUAACGGCAACCCGAGACUGUCGACGACCAUUUUGUUCGCCAUCACCGUCGAGGAUGCCAACGAUAACCCACCAUCGUUCCUUAGUACGGCAAUAGUGAGGCAGUUCCCCGAAGGUAUGCCUGUGCGCACACCUAUAGUGACAGUGACAGCUGACGAUCCAGAUUCGGGACUUAACGGCAAAGUGACGUACGCUAUAUCGAACCAAGACCCAGACAAUGGUCGCAGACAUUUCGGGAUCAACCCUACUACCGGAGUGAUCCAUACGCUGCUUCCCAUAGAUCGGGAAACUGUAGAUACCUUCAGGCUGACGGUGGUGGCCACCGAUAGGGCCGAACCCGAAUCCGCUAGACUUUCCGCGGAGAAAUUGGUGACCGUCAUAGUGGAAGACGUUAACGAUAACGCCCCAGUGUUUGUGUCGAUGAAUGCGGCGAUACUACCAUCAUCAGGAUCCACCGUGAUGACCGUGUUCGCAAGAGAUUUGGAUUCGGCCACCAACGGUUUAGUUACUUAUGAAUUGGUGAGCGAUCCGAGCGAGUUGUUCGCGCUGGAUCAAAGCGGCGGAGUGUUAAAGCUACGCAGGCACCCGCAACGUCUAGAACCAACUUACAAGUUGUCUGUUAAAGCUACGGACGAGGCGGUACAGAGUGAGAGGAAAUCGACCGAGGCUUAUCUGACGAUAAUAGCGGUGGAUGAUAACGGUAACGAUGGUCCGAAAUUCGAACGUGACGAGUUUUUCGGUAGUGUUUUCGAAAACGAACCGGCCGGCACAAGCAUACUGUCGGUGUCGGCGAGGCAGCGACGUCACGGCGAAGACGUCGAGUAUUACGUAACGAACGUGACAGGUGGCGGCGUACAGGUUGACAGAUUGUUCGAUAUAGAUACGAAACUCGGCGUGUUGUCGACAGCCACGCAGCUCGAUCGCGAGGCAGGAGUCGACGUGUACGACGUCGAGGUCUACGCUAUAGUCAGCAAUGCGCCCGGCAAGCCGAAAACGUCAAAGAUAAAGGUUCAGAUUACAGUGUUGGACAAAAACGACAGCCCGCCCUCGUUUAAGAACGCGCCUCUUCAGUACAUGGUAUCGGAAGAUCUCGGGCCAGGCCAAUCUGUAGCCACCAUUAGGGCGGAAGACCCGGACACCAUUGGCAAACUGGAAUAUUCCAUCCUUGGAGGAGACGAUGGCAAAUUCGCUUUAGAUAAAGAGAGUGGUGUUCUUCGAUUGAUCGACUCGCUGGACCGGGAGGCCAAAGACGUUUACAAGCUGGGGGUUAGAUGUAGUGACGGCAAUCAGCACACGGACACCAUCGUGAUUGUAGAUGUAAACGACACGAACGACAACCCGCCGGUAUUCCUCGAGACUGCUUAUUCCUUCGACAUCCCCGAGAACGCCAUUAGAGGGUCGAAGGUUGGUCAGGUGAAGGCCAAGGAUUCGGAUUUGGGCGUCAACGCUCAGCUGACGUACACCGUGAUCAGCGAUUGGGCGAAUGAUGUGUUUUCGCUUAAUCCCCAGACUGGCGUAUUUACGCUGACUUCAAAACUGGAUUACGAAGAGGUGCAGCACUACAUCCUGGUGGUCCAAGCUCAGGAUUCCGGCCUCCAACCCCUAUCCAGCACCCUUACCGUCUACUGCAACGUGCUCGACCUCAACGAUAACGCGCCAUUGUUCGAUCCGAUGUCGUACAGUAACGAGGUGUUCGAAAACGUCACGGUGGGAACGCAUAUCGUCACCGUCAGCGCGACAGACAUGGACUCCGGUACCAACGGUAAAAUAUCGUACAGCAUUACGUCCGGCGAUCCCAACGGCGAUUUCCAGAUCGCGCAAAAUGGUUCAAUCACCACAAGGAAACUUUUGGACCGAGAGACGACGGCUCUCUACAAUAUGGUCGUCACCGCAACGGACCAGGCGGUCCAACCAGAGAAACGGCUAUCGUCUACGGUUCAAGUGACGGUUAUCAUAAAAGACGUGAACGACAUGUCUCCCGAAUUCGUAACACCGAACGAAACCAGCGUGAUGGAGAACACCGAUAAGAACACGGUAGUGAUGGCGAUUAAAACCGUAGACAAAGACGAAGGCAGAAACGGCUACGUGGAGUACUUUUUAGCCUCCAACGGCGUGUUCUCUUUAGGCCCGGUGGACGGGCUGCUCCGAGUAGCGGGAAACAUCGACAGAGAGUCCAGGAACAACUACACGCUUCUGGUAACGGCCAGAGAUCGAGGCGAUCCUCCCAGAUCCACCAACACCACAAUCGCGGUCAGGGUGUUGGACGAAAACGACAAUAGUCCUGUUUUCGAUCCCAAACAGUAUAGCGCGUCUAUUGCAGAGAACGCUUCUAUCGGAGCUAGCGUCUUGCAGGUGUCUGCCACCGACGUAGACGACGGACUUAACGGCAGAGUCCGUUACUCCAUUAGCAACGGGGAUGACAAUCGCGACUUCAGCAUCGCCGAAGACUCGGGUGUCGUGAGGGUGGCCAAGAACCUAAACUACGAGAGGAAAUCGCGAUACGUUUUGAACGUAACGGCGGAAGACUGCGCCGGUGACGUCAGCGAGGGCGUCGUCAGAUCCGAUACGGCCGAGAUUACGAUUUCCGUUUCCGACAUUAACGACAACCCACCUACGUUUUUGGACUCGCCAUACCUUGCCUACGUCAUGGAAAACGUCAUACCACCCAACGGGGGUUACGUGGUGACUGUGCACGCUUAUGACGCAGAUACACCGCCGUUCAACAACUUAGUGAAGUACUUCAUUAAGGAGGGCGACACGGACAUCUUCAGGAUCAACGCUUCCACCGGAGAUGUGUCACUGCUGCGGGCGUUGGAUAGGGAGGUGCAGGACGAGUACCAGCUCAGUUUAGUCGCCAUGGAUACCGGUUCACCGCCUCUAACGGGCAGCGGUGUUCUCCGUAUCAUAGUCCAAGACGUCAACGACCACAGUCCCGAAUUCAAACGUCAAGAGUAUGUCGCUAGCGUAACGGAAAACUCCCCAGUCGGUACUUCGGUACUAACACCGGCAGCCAUCGACAAGGACAUCGGUCCGAACGGCAAAAUACUCUACAGCUUGCUGGGAGACAAGGUGGACAAUUUCCGUAUCGAUCAAGACACCGGUACCAUCUCCACCGGGGCCGUACUAGACCGGGAGAGAGUCGGUUUCUAUUCACUUACGGUGAUGGCGCAAGAUUGCUCCGCCACGGAACCCAGAGCUAGCGCUGUCAACUUGAGCAUCGUCGUCACUGACGAAAAUGACAAUUCGCCCACGUUUUCCUCUUCAAAGUACGAGGUUUACAUUUCCGACAAAACCAAUGUGGGCCAGUUCGUUUUCGGUGCAAGGGCGACCGACGAUGACGUCGGUGUCAAUAGCAAAAUAAGCUACUCCCUAGUGGGAGAGCAUUCCGUCAACUUCACCAUGAACCGAGAGACUGGAGUGGUCAGAGCGUCGUCCAAUCUUGAAAGGUCAAGUACCAGAACGUACCGUUUAGAGAUAGAAGCGAAAGAUGGCGGUCGACCGAGCAGGAAGACCAGCGCGGAGCUGAAAGUUCACUUGAAAGAAGACCACUCGUUCCCCAGGUUCACUUCAACAGGUCGUACCCAGUUCGUACUGCCGGAGAACGUUGAGGAGGGGAAAGUGUUCGCAAAAGUCAGGGCGACGUCGCCCAAAAAAGGACCAGGCGGGGAGAUAAAGUACGCGAUAGCGGGAGGCAACGUGGGGGAAUCGUUAAAAAUUGACCGGAACUCCGGUGAAAUCCGGGUGUCUGGCGCGGGAUUAGAUUACGAAACGUCGACGCAAUACGAGGUAUGGAUAGAGGCUCAAGAUUCAGACGUACCGCCGCUGCGAAGCGUACUGCAGCUGAACAUCAACGUGACGGACGCCAAUGACAACGCGCCGGUAAUGAAGAUGCAGCUUUAUAACGCUUCGGUCGUGGAGGAGGAAUCGCCGCCCCUGCUGGUCGCAAGGAUAUCGGCUACGGAUGCCGAUUCGGGUGAAAACGGCAAAGUCCAAUACAAACUUUUGGACGACAAAGAAGGCGCCUUCGAGAUGGACGCUGCGAGCGGAGAGAUAUACACCAGCACCAAGCUGGACCGGGAAGAUAUCCCGAACUACGAGCUGACGGUAUUGGCGGUGGACCUGGGUGAACCUCAGCUGACAGGUACCGCUACCGUCUUGGUAACGGUUGUCGACAAAAACGAUAACCCUCCAAGAUUCACGAGACUCUUCAGUGUCAACGUCACCGAAAACUCCGAGAUCGGAUCGUUCGUGAUCCGAGUGACCAGUUCCGAUCAAGACGUCGGCGAGAACGCCAACGCCACCUACAGUUUCACCGAGAACCCCGGGGAGAAGUUCAAAAUAGAUGGCGUCACAGGCAACGUGACAGUAGCGGGUCAUUUGGAUCGCGAGCAGCAGGACGAAUACCUGCUAAAAGUAGCCGCCGUGGACGGCGCCUGGCGUGCCGAGACACCCCUCACCAUUACUAUCCAGGAUCAGAACGACAACGCACCAGAAUUCGAGCACUCGUACUACAGCUUCAACUUCCCCGAGUUGCAGAGAGACGUCGUCUUCGUAGGGCAGGUUAUCGCCACCGAUAGGGACAAACAAGGACCGAACUCCGUCAUCAGUUAUUCGUUACAACAACCUUCCGAUUUGUUUACCGUCGAUCCUGCCUCAGGAGAAAUUUUCAGCAAACAGAGUAUUAGGUUCAAGCAUACCCAGUUAGAAACUUCGCCUGAGAACACAUACGCUUUGACCGUGUUGGCGACUGAUAACGGGAAACCACCAAUGUCGUCCGAAUGCACCAUCACCAUCAACGUAGUAGACGCUAAUAAUAACGCCCCCAAGUUCGAACAGCAGGAGUAUUUAUCACCCGUGCCAGAACAUGCGGUCGAAGGUCAGCAUUUAGUCAGAGUCGUGGCUAAAGACGAAUUGGAUGCCGGCGUGAACGCGGAGAUAGAGUACUCGAUCGUGGGAGGAAACGGUAGUGAUAAAUUCGCAGUGGAUAGGUCAACAGGAUGGGUGUCGUUAAAGAAGAAUAUUCGACGUGUCGGCUCCGUAUACAAUGUGAGAAUAAGGGCCACAGAUAGAGGCAUCCCUAUCCAAAUGGACGAGACUGCAGUCACUAUAAUAGUGACGGGAGAGAACAGGUACAGUCCCACGUUCACUGCGCUCAGUUACCAGGUGAUAGUCCCAGAAAACGAACCUUUGGGAUCGACGAUACUCACUGUCAGCGCUUCUGACGAAGAUGAAGGCCCGAAUGGCAUGAUAAGAUACGAAAUAUCGGCAGGCAACGAGCGAAAAGAGUUCAGCAUCGACAUGGUGACCGGCGCGGUAACCAUAUCCCAACCCUUGGACUACGACAUCAUCCAAGCUUACCACUUAAACAUUACCGCACAGGACCUAGGCUUCAAACCUCGCAAAUCGACGGCCAUGUUGACCGUCACGCUUACCGACAUCAACGACAACGCACCCAACUUCGACGAAACUUCUUACGACGCCUUCCUCUCGGAGAAUUCCGCCCCGGACAGUUUCGUCUUCAAGGUCCAGGCGACUGAUAUCGAUUCACCCAAAAACGCUGUCAUACUGUACUCUAUAUCGGAAAGCCCAGACAAAGAGUACUUUGACGUCGACCAAAGAACCGGCACGAUAACCUCCAAAGUCAGCUUCGAUUAUGAAUACAAAAACCUCUACCUCCUCAAUGUCGUGGCAGCGAAUCCGGACUCGUCGAUGUACGGUACUGCCGAAGUCCUGGUUCACAUAGUCGGCGUCAACGAGUACUUUCCCAAGUUCAUCCAAUCCGCGUUCCACUUCGAAGUGUCAGAAUCGACGGAGCUCGGUACCAAAAUCGGUACCGUUUUAGCUACGGACCAGGACUCUGGCGACGACGGUAAAGUUUACUAUUUAUUUGUCGGAUCGAGCAAUGACCGUGGCUUCAGCAUCAAUACGGAAUCGGGAGCAAUCAGCGUCUCCAGAAACCUCGACCGGGAAACUCAGAGUCGAAUAGUGUUGACUGUGCUGGCGAAGAACGCCGGAGGUAUCAGAGGAAACGACACAGACGAGGCGCAAGUCAUCGUUACUGUACAAGACGGUAACGAUCCACCAGAAUUCUUGCAAAAUAUCUACGAAGCGGAAGUUUCCGAAUCCGCAUUGCCCGGUACCAAAGUAACGACUGUCAAAGCCGUCGACAAAGAUGUCCGAUCCCAAAACAAUCAGUUCAGUUACUCCAUCAUCGGAGGCAACGUCGACCAAGCUUUCAGAGUCGAUUCCCGCACAGGCGACGUCAUCACUGUAAGAGAUCUGGAUAGAGAAACGGUACCGGUGUACUCGGUUAUCCUCGGCGCCAUAGAUACCGGCGUGCCUCCGCAAACAGGCACCGCAACCGUUAAAAUCCACCUGCUCGACGUCAACGACAAUGGACCGGUAUUCGACCCCCCUCAACCCGUCGGAAAGGUACUGGAAAAUGAACCAUCGGGUACCAAAGUGAUGACGUUAUCAGCCAAAGACCCGGACCUGCCCCCCAACGGAGCCCCGUUCACGUAUAAACUCGUAGGCGGGAAGCAUCGGGACUUCGUCACCGUCGACCGCCACACAGGGGUAGUUUUCACAACCAGACCCGCCGACAGGGAAGUAAACCCGGAACUGCAGAUCCUGGUGGAAAUCGAAGAUAGCGGUACGCCGAAAAUGAAAUCGCAGCACCCGGUCAAGAUCGACAUCCUUGACGAGAAUGACAGCGAGUCCACUCCCCGUUCGGUCCACGUCAUGGUGUACACCUUCAACGGCGAGUUUCCUGUGGGAAUGAUCGCCAACGUGCGUCCCAACGAUCCCGACUUGGUGGGCGACUAUAAGUGCAAGAUUAUCCAAAAGUCCGCGUCGUCCGACAUACUGUCCAUACCCGCCGGAUGCGAUUUGCACACAUCCAAGUGCAUGUCCGGUCAGGGGUACUCCUUAUCCGUAUCGGGCAGCGACGGAAAACACAAACCGGUCAUCUCGAGCGUCACCGUGGAGUUUGUGCCGUUCGAUAACAACACCGUGGAUAACUCGGUGGUACUCUUGGUAGCGAACCUCACCGCCGCUCAUUUCUUAGGGCACUACUACGCUGGUUUUCUGGAAACAUUGAAAUCGUCGCUAGCGGCUGACGAAACUUUGGUUUUGUACAGUCUUCACGAAUCUACGGAAGGUCUCCAACUAGCUACGGCUUUGAGAAGCGGUAUCUCGUACAAAACCAAGUCGUACACUGAAAACGCACUUCGCGAAAAACGGGAAGCACUGGCAGCACUUUUUAACUCGCGCGCCGUCACCGUCGGGUACUCGCCGUGCGCGGGCGACACCUGCGCUAACGACGGUACCUGUACAGAAUCUCUAAAUGUGAAACGAAACGCCAAAAUCACGGAUAGCCAAAACAUCGUGUUCACUUCGCCGUCGGUAGUACUCGAGUACCGGUGCCGUUGCGCGGACGGUUUCAGCGGUACCACGUGUGGAAAGCGACAAGAUCCAUGCAUGCCCAAUCCGUGCAAGAACAACGGUCAGUGCCGACGACAGGGAUUCGAUUAUCACUGCGUCUGUCCGCACAGCAGAGACGGACGCCACUGCGAGACUGAACGCGGUGACGCGUGUUCGGAAAAUCCGUGCCAAAACGGCGGUACAUGCAAGGAGAGUCCAGAUGGAUCGUCGUACUUUUGCCUUUGUCGGUCAGGGUACAGGGGCAACAGAUGCGAAGUCUUGGCGGACUUUUGUCGUCCUAAUCCUUGUCUGAACGGAGGACUGUGCGUCAACCAGAAACCCGGGUACAAGUGUAGCUGUACCGACGGACGGUAUGGCCGCCAUUGCGAGAAGACGACGUUCGGUUUCAACGAGCUUUCGUACAUGACGUUCCCGCCGCUAGAUGCCACCACCAACGACAUAUCCUUCGUUUUCGCUACCACCAAGCAGAACUCGCUGUUGGUCUACAAUUACGGGGUGCAAACGGGUGGGAGGAGCGAUUUCGUGGCGGUUGAAUUGGUAAAAGGGCGGGCGGUUUUUUCAUUUGGUGGCGCCCGUACCGCCGUAACUUCGGUUAGCGUCGGCGGUAGGUCUAAUAACCUCGCGGACGGAAGCUGGUACAAGAUCACGGCGACGAGAAAUGGCAAGGUUAUAUCACUGAACGUGGGUACAUGCACAGACCAGGGGGACAUCUGCGAGGAGUGCCGACCUGGUGACGGUGCUUGCUACGCCGAGAAUACAGGGGAUAGCGGAACGUUGAAUUUCAAUAACCACCCACUGAUAAUCGGUGGACUGGACAGUCCGGAUCCGAUCUUGGAACGACCGGGACAAGUGCAUUCGGACGACUUUGUCGGGUGCGUCCACAGCGUAUCCGUCAACGGCAGGCAGCUGAACCUGAGCAAACCAAUCAGAUCAGAGGGCGUGGAAAAAAAAUGCUCGCGGUCCCUGACGUGCACCAAGUCCUUCUCCGACCAGUGCGGCGGCUCCGGCACCUGCGUCGACCGUUGGAGUAGCUCUUCGUGUGCGUGUGCUGACGAUCGAAUCGCGCCCAAUUGCAAUUCCGCCCUUCGACCCAUCACCGUUGCCGAUGGCGGCUUCAUAGAGUUUCGCGUGUCGAAAAAACACCGUAGGAUGCAGUUGCUGGAUAACAUCUACGGUGGUACCACCUUGUGGGCCGACCGCCCCAGGUCCGCCCUGGUCGACAAAACUGUCAAGAUCAACUUUAGGACGUCGAAGUCGAACGCGUUACUCCUCUACGCCAGCAGUAACAAGUACUACACGUCCGUGGAACUAGUCGCUGGAAAGGUCGUCUACAAGAGCAAACUGUCAUCGGCGGUAAACAUGAGCGGAUCACAUCCCUCCGUCACCGACGGCAGGUGGCAUAUCUUGACCUUGAGAGGACGAGACCGUGCCGUCGAAAUCAAUCUCGAUGGUCAGUUGCUGGGGGAGGAACUCGAGGCGGCAGGUGUUCACGACUUUUUGGAUCCCUACCUGACGUACUUGUCGAUAGGCGGGGCGGCCAGAAGCGCGUACCACGCCAACACUUCAUUCCCGGACUAUUUCGAAGGUUGCCUCGCGAAUUUCACCGUCAACGGUGAGAUUCAGCCGUUCAACGGCACCGGAUCUAUAUUCUCAGAGACCGUCGCUCACGGCAAGAUUAGUCAAGAAUGUAACGGUGCCGUAGGCGUCGGCAACGCCGCUAUCCAGGACCCGUUGAGUAUCGGUAUCACUCUCGUGAUUGUUUUCUUCAUCGUUCUCCUAGUCGCCAUCUUGGUGUCGUUCGUCGUGUUUCGUUUGAGGAAACAGUACAAGGAGAAAGGAGGAGGUCCGAGCGGCGCGACCGCAAUUCAAAGUAAGCAGAACGGCGUCCCUAAUAUAGCGAAUGGUUUGAACGUCGUCAACGAGAACGUGCUAUCCCGGAACCUACAUGGCGUGGACGGCGCCAUGUCGUACCAUUCCGAAGGUGACGUUAUUCGGGGUAUAGGCGGCCACCCGUUGGUCGGACCUGAACUGCUACCGAAAAAGUUCAAGGAGCGUGACAUCCAAGGUGACUUGCCGAGACCCCAAAGGCCGGACAUCAUUGAGAGAGAAAUCGUGACGAAAAAUCCGCCGUUAAGGGAUGAACAUCACUUGCCGCUACCGCCCUCUUCCGUACACAAUCACGAUCAUACGGCCAACGAUAUGAACUCAGAUAUGCCAGAACAUUACGAUUUGGAGAACGCUAGCUCGAUAGCGCCUUCCGACAUAGAUAUAGUGUAUCAUUACAAAGGCUUCAGGGAAGGUGGGGUGCGCAAGUACAAGGCCGCGCCCCCGUCCGUGGGCGGUUACCAUCAUAAGCACGCAGUAGGGCAAGCGCAGGCGCAGCACAGACACUCGCCGCACCAUCCUACCGGGUACCCUCCGAGGACGUUACCGGUGACUAGUCCCGGGGCGAGACCCCAUCAGAGCACACCACUGGCUCGGUUGAGCCCGAGCAGCGAGAUGAGCGCGCAGCAGCCGAGGAUACUCACCCUACAUGACAUUAGUGGUAAACCAUUGCAGAGCGCGCUGCUGGCGACGACGUCCAGCUCGGGAGGCGUCGGAAAGGACGUGCUGCACAGUAACAGCGAGCGCAGUCUGAACAGUCCGGUCAUGUCGCAAUUAAGCGGUCAAAGUUCCAACAGCAGGAAGGGCGCCGCACCACCGCCUGUCACAUCGACGUCCCCCGGGAUGGGCCUCACCGCCGAAGAGAUCGAAAGACUGAACUCGCGUCCUCGGACCUCUAGCCUUGUGUCUACCCUCGACGCAGUAUCGAGUUCGAGCGAAGCGCCACGCGUCGGCGGCGUGACGAAUCACCUUAACCAUAUGCGUCACAGUCCGGUACCGGAAACGCAUCACAGUUCGACGACGACCGACGAAAGCGGAAACGACAGUUUCACGUGUUCGGAAAUCGAGUACGACAACACGAGCUUGACGGGUGACGGUAAAUACAAACAGAACGAGAUCGAGUCGCGACGAAACGACACGAGUUCGGGCGACAAGGGUAAUAAUAUUCCGCCCCCGUCCUACGACGGUUUCGAUUCGUCGUACCGCGGGUCGAUGAGUACUUUGGUGGCGUCCGAUGACGAAAUCGGGGGGCCGAUGUACAGCACGGGGGUGGCAUCGCCUACCGCCACCGCUUUAGGGUGGGACUAUUACCUCAAUUGGGGUCCGAACUUUGAAAGUUUAGCGGGAGUGUUUAAAGAUAUCGCCGAGUUGCCGGAUGCGGUCAAUGGAAGGGUGGCAGCGUCGCUACGACUCGCGAACUCCGCCCCCAAGCCGUCGGAAGAAUACGUGUAGUUUUUUAGGGUCGGAAAGUGUGCGUGUGGGUGUGUGUGUGCCGUUUAAGUAAUAAGCGAUCGCGUGCAGUCCUUGUAUCAAGGACGUCCCGGUAUAUAUACUGCGAUCGUCUUGCCAUAUUUUGUUUCUAUGUACGUUAAUUUGUAUUAUAGUUGUCCUAUUUUGCGAAGACUUGUAAAUAUAUCUUUAUGGAAUGUUUUUUUUACAAAGUCACUGCUAGAAGUUAAAUAUUUAAAUAAAAAAGUAAAU
Cylas formicarius (sweet potato weevil) is the source of this 15644-nucleotide messenger RNA. RefSeq names its product cadherin-related tumor suppressor (gene ft). Gene Ontology annotation, biological process: homophilic cell-cell adhesion. Gene Ontology annotation, cellular component: plasma membrane. The transcript has 14 exons. Lineage: Eukaryota; Metazoa; Arthropoda; Insecta; Coleoptera; Brentidae. Gene Ontology annotation, molecular function: calcium ion binding. The record is from RefSeq and is a predicted model, not a curated record. Bases 435 to 15395 code for a protein of 4986 amino acids.